CCGCCGGUGGGCGGUUGGGCCUCAGCGCGGGCUGAGGCGAGGCACGGGCCGGUCCCUCUCCUGGUCCGUGUCGGGCGGGACGGCGAGGACGGAACUCCCCCUCCCCGCGGCAGGGCGGGGGUGGGAAGACGGUGCCUCACCUCAGGGGUGGUUCCUCGGCCGGUGUCCGAAGCCUUGUGACUGGGCGAGGUUUACCGGGCCCCUCCGGUACCGCUGCCAGGGCGGCCGCUCCUGAAGUUCCCUACAAGGGCGGCAGCGGCCGGCGGCGGCGGGAGCCGCGCACCUGGCGGAGGCGGCCGCCCCACCCCCCCGCCUCCACCCCCGGCCCGGGCCUGCAGCGGGUCACCCCCGCGUCAGGGCCCUGCCGGUCGCUGGCGGGAGGCUGAGAAAUGAGUACGGUUUCUGUGUGGUUUUCGUUUCGGUCUCAGCACCGUUAAGUCACGGGCAAAGGUACUGCUCUUGAAAAGAAGACAAAUCAUGGCUUGCACAGUGAAUAAACCUUAAGCUCCUGGGCCAAAAACUGAGGUUUUUUUCGUGAAGGAUGGCAACACCAUAUGUUCCUGUUCCUAUUCCUAUCGGAAGUUCAUCAUCCAGCUUUACAAACAGAAACCAAAGAAGUUCUUCUUUUGGGAGCAUCUCGACGAGUUCCAGCUCCUCAAAAGGACAGCUGGAGGACUCUGCAAUUGGUAGUUUUAAAAAGAUGAGCGUGCCUGACCAGAUUGGUUCUACAUCAUCUACGUGUAGUAGUCCACUUGUCAGGACUAAAUUUACAGGUCUGGAGACAUCCAUAGAAUACUGUACUCAGCCCGUGGAUGAAAUAGAGCAGAAUACAGAUUCCAGGAGCUGGGAAGAUCGGCCAUCCACGCCUACUAUACUGGGUUAUGAGGUGAUGGAGGAAAGGGCAAAAUUCACUGUAUACAAAAUACUGGUAAAAAGAAGUCCAGAGGAAAGUUGGGUGGUUUUCAGACGGUACACUGACUUCUCCAGGCUUAAUGACAAGCUGAAGGAUAUGUUUCCGGGCUUUCGGUUGGCUCUUCCACCAAAGCGCUGGUUCAAGGAUAAUUAUAAUCCUGACUUCUUGGAAGAUCGGCAGUUGGGACUACAAGCAUUUCUCCAGAACCUAGUGGCUCACAAAGAUAUUGCUAACUGUCUUGCAGUGAGAGAAUUCCUUUGUCUGGAUGAUCCUCCAGGUCCUUUUGACAGUCUAGAAGAGAGCAGGGCUUUCUGUGAAACUCUGGAGGAAACAAAUUACCGCCUACAAAAGGAAUUGCUCGAGAAACAAAGGGAGGUUGAAUCGCUGAAGAAAUUGUUAAGUGAAAAGCAACUUCAUAUAGAUGCCAUUGAAAGAAGAAUUAGGGACAUAUCUUCAGGAAAAAUGACUCGUCAAAUGUCAGGAGAAGAGAGUGAGUGCAGUGGUGAGGUGGAGUCUUCUGCAGUAGAAGCAGACCAGGGUACCCUGGGUGAGGACAGCUGCUCAGAUAAAGAGAACCAUGAGGCUUGCUGGAGUGGCUCUUUGGCUGAAAAUUCUGUGCCAGAAAUUGAAGUCGCUGAAGUAGCAUACACCGCUGAUGAAGAAGAAUAGAUCACUAGCAGCUGCUGUUACCUGGGAAAGGUUCAUGUUUGGGACAUACCCUGUGGGUAGGGGCACAUAGCAGCUGCAGAGAACUUACAGCAAAGAGCAAGAAUGCACACACUGAAUGUUUACAUAAAUCCUUACAAAUUAUUAACGUAAGAAAUAUACCCAGUGCUGCUUUGAUUUCAAUUUUUAUCUAGCCUUUAUAUAUUUAAUAUAUUACAGUCUAAUAAGGGCUAAAAUCAGCUAAAGUUUAGAUACAUACAUACACAAUUUGGCUGACUUUUUCCUAGCAGAGUGGUGAAAACUUCACAUUAAAUCACCAAACACUCCUAACUAGCAUGUCAUAUGUUGCCACUGAUGUGACACAUUUGAUGCGUUCAUCUGUUUGGUAUUUGUGUUUUCGUAUUCUUAUAGCCAUAAAUUAAUGCUUGUUGAAGUAAAAACGGGCUCAUCUUAUGUUUAAUAAGAGUGUAGAAUGUGUUGUUUUUAAGCUGUAAAGUUGAAGACUAUUUCUCUGGCAAUUUUAAUGCAAUGCAAUAGGAAAACUUCCAGUACCAAGAGAAAAGUACUUACGAAAUGGGAUUAUAGUUGGACAUUUUAAAGAAAAAAAAAAAAUGGUCAUUUUUGCUGAAGGAACUAGUGAGACCCCCAAAACACUGUGUAUUUUCAUCCCAAGUUAGCAUGCUGUAAUACUUUUUGUUCGGUAAUGCUGCUUUUAAAAUCUGGGAUACCUUUGCUACAUACCCAUGUAACAAUAAAAUCCGUGAGUUUGCCUUUUACUUGGAACACUACCUCUUACCAUCUUGCUAACGCAUUCAUGUUUGUUUAAAAAUAUUCCAGAUUAUAUGGAGAUGAUGGAAAGACUUGUAAAGAAGCCAUAUUUUUUCCUGCACGGUUCAUAACUAGAUUGAAUCUAGUUGCAAUGUAUUUUUGUUUCAAUAUAUUGUGCACAUGGGGAUGUUGCUCCAUAUGUUCGAUAGCCUAUUUUUCAAAAUGUAUUAAGACAGGAGAUGCACUUUAUAAUUAAGACUCCACUGUGCCAAGUUCAGUUGGCUAAUUCGUUGAGAAAGGGGAGUUGCAGGGAGAGGAUUAUGUAGUGCCUUUUUGUAUUUUACUUGUUCAUUACUGCAGGAUUGUGUUACAGUGCUCUGGGUCAGCUCUGUGGAAUCUUUGAUACAGCUUGUUUCUGUUCUUCACUUAUUUACUGAAAGUGCCUUGUUUUAUUCCGCUUUUCCAAUAGGAAGAAUGCUGUUUUGUUUUAAUCUUUUUUUCUUUUUUUUCGCCCUAUACCACCCACAUCGUUGUUUAAUGUUGUCAAUAUGCAGUGUCUUUGUGCUGGAGUUUUCAAAGGGAGCUUUGUACUUCAGGCUGUGCAUACAAUGACCUUUAUGCAGAACUGUAUAAACCUUCCUGGUGAAAUAAAACUAUGGACAAAACACCUGUCUUCUCUUCUCCGUUAGGAAAAACAAAAAAGCUCAAUUCCUUAUGUAGUAGAAGGACAAAAAUACUAUUGGAAAGAGACAUUUCUUACCUCAGUGAUUUCCUACAGUUACUCAGCUUUUGGUCUGAGUUUCAUUUGUACCAAAAAUUGUCUGCAUGAAAAUGAAUGAGAAUGCUGUAACAAGAUACCAGAAAACUUACUGUACUUCUGUUGAAGACGAAAAUAAAAAAAGAAACUGAUUUUUUUUUUUUUUAUAUUCCACAUGAAUCCUCAUAGAUGUUGAGUGAACUCAAUAAAGUUUUGACACCUUACUGAAAAUUCAUGUAAUCUUCUGUCAGAUGUCACUUAAUAUUUGGAAAGAAGGUUGAACAUUGUAUGUUAAAAUAGCCUUAGCUUUACAACUAUAAAUGUUUUUUAAAUCUUGACAAGGUGCUUGGGUCAUACAUCCUAGGACUGCUUCAGGUAAAUCUGCAAAUCUAGUCACUAAAGAAAGCAUUAGUGUAACUUACAGUUUAGUCAUGAGCAGGCAAAGGAAGGGAAAUUUUGUGCUCUGUCUUUAAGAUUUAUAUGAUAUUUUGCUGACACAAAAGACUUGGUAUUGCAUGAAUAGACGUUUUUGUUUAGGUGGAUCUUGAUUUUUAUUUUUUUUGAAUUAAACUGAGCUGAAAACUGUGA
Messenger RNA from Chroicocephalus ridibundus (black-headed gull), 3692 nucleotides. RefSeq names its product sorting nexin 16 (gene SNX16). Gene Ontology annotation, cellular component: extrinsic component of endosome membrane; late endosome; early endosome. Gene Ontology annotation, molecular function: phosphatidylinositol binding. The transcript has 8 exons. Bases 542 to 1582 code for a protein of 346 amino acids. Gene Ontology annotation, biological process: early endosome to late endosome transport; protein targeting to lysosome; endosome to lysosome transport. The record is from RefSeq and is a predicted model, not a curated record. NCBI's taxonomy places the organism in Eukaryota, Metazoa, Chordata, Aves, Charadriiformes, Laridae.